AUGGCUAUCCAACUCUCUUCCCCCUUCAUGAUCGCAGCAGCCAACGCAACCAGCUUCCUGUCCACCCCUCUAUUAGCCAUAGUUUCAAGUAAUACGUUCCUGUCUAUAGAAUGAAACGCUUUUUCAGAUCUAAAAAUGUGCAAUAGGUGUUCUUGCUCUGCAUCCUUCUGCUUUCAAUUAUGGUUUACAAAAUGAAGAUUUGGUCAAUACAACACCUAUCCAUUACGAAUCCACCUUGGGCCUGAUGCAUGAUACCUUUACUUCUGAUAUCCGAAGUCAGCCUGCUAUUAA
Blepharisma stoltei is the source of this 291-nucleotide messenger RNA. The record is from the annotation of a GenBank genome assembly. NCBI's taxonomy places the organism in Eukaryota, Ciliophora, Heterotrichea, Heterotrichida, Blepharismidae.